AUGGCUCCUUCUUCUUCUUCUUCUUUCGAUGAUUCUCAGAUCAAAUACGAUGUGUUCAUCAGCUUCAAUGGCAAGGACACGAGACGUGGUUUUCGGAGUCAUCUGGUAAAGGAACUACGUCGGGAGAACAUCGGAGUAUAUGAAGAUGAGAAAAUGAACAGAGGAGAGGAAAUAUCAUCCUCGCUUCGAACAGCAAUUAAAGAAUCGCAAAUUUCAAUCGUCGUUUUCUCAAAAAACUAUGCCUCUUCAAGGUGGUGCUUGGAUGAGCUUGAAGAAAUAAUGGAGUGCAGGAAAGUGAACAAACAAAUUGUUUUACCCGUUUUCUACAACAUAGAUCCCUCACAUGUGCGGCAUCAGAGAGGCACUUAUGAAAAUGCAUUUGCUCGACAUGAAUUGAGCUUUCAGGGAAACAGCUUGAAGGUUCAGAAUUGGAGAUCAGCCUUGAAGAAUGCUGCUGACCUAUUUGGCUAUGAUUCGUCCCGUUACGGUACUGACUUUGAGCUCAUAGGUGAAAUCGUCAAAGAUGUUUUGUUAAGAGUGAAUGAUAUCUAUCCUAGUGAGUCAAAUGGCCUUGUUGGAAUUGAUCAACACCUUGAUCGUAUCAGAUCAUUUUUGGAAAUGGAGUCAAAAGAAGUUCAAAUCCUCGGAAUUUGUGGUAUGGGUGGCAUUGGUAAAACAACCAUUGCACAACUUGCAUUUGACAAAUUCUCUUCCCGCUAUGAAGGCUCUUACUUUUUAGACAAUGUGAGAGAAGAAUCACAAAAGCAUGGGCUGAAAUAUUUAGGAGAGAAACUUAUUUCUGAACUGCAAGAGGAAAAAUCCACUUUCAUCCGUAGAAGGCUUAUUGGACAAAGAAAAGUUUUAGUUGUGCUUGAUGAUGUGGAUACUCCAGCGCAACUACAGCAUCUAGUUACAGAAGGAUUUCAUUGGGGACCUGGUAGUAGAGUUAUUGUAACAAGCCGAAACAAGCAAACGCUAAUUGAUGGAGGAGUUCAUGCCAUACAUGAGAUCGAGAAAUUGGACUUUGAAGAAUCCCUUCAUCUUUUCAGCUUAAUUGCCUUCAAAAAUAGCCAUCCCAAAAAGGGAUAUGAAGAACUUUCAAAACAGGCAGCUGCUUAUGCCAAUGGCCUUCCUCUAGCUCUGAAAGUCUUGGGUUCGCAUCUUUAUUCUUGUGAUAGAGAAACAUGGAAAAGUACAUUGAGAAAACUUGAGAUGUAUACCCAUCCUCAAAUUCAAGAUGUGCUGAAAAUGAGUUUUGAAGGAUUAGAUGAUGUAGAAAGGGACGUAUUUCUUGACAUCGCUUUCUUUUUCAAAGGAGAAGAUAAAGAUUAUGUCAAGAGGCUACUUGAUGUCAAUAACCCUUUUGCUGCUCAUGGAAUAAAAGGACUUCUAGAUAAAGCUCUUAUAUCCAUUUCAAAUGACAAUGGAAUUGAUGCCAUUAAAGGCAUAGUGUUACAUGCUUCUCUCUUUAAAGAUGUACGGUUGAAUGUUGACGCCUUCAAAAAUAUGACUAAUCUCAGAGUCAUCAAGUUUUACCCUUCCUGGCAUGUGAGAUCUUGUAAUGUGCACCCUCCAAGUUUUUUGUCGUUCUCGGAUGAGCUAAGGUGCCUAGGGUGGCAUGGAUACCCAUACCCAUAUCCUGAGAAACUUGAUGGGCAUUCUAUGCCCAACAACCACGUUGGGAAACUUUGGAAACUAGUGCAGGGUUAUGUGAAUUCUAAGAGAAUGAGCCUUGGUAGCUCAAAACAAUCAACGGAGUUGCUUGAUCUCACGAAGGCACAGAAAACUGAAUGGGAGGAUAUGCGUUCUUGUCAAGUGUCAGGGUAUUUUUUGUCAUCAAAGGAAAUAUCAGAGUCGGAUUUAGUAACUUCAAAAUUCGAAAUACUGUGCUCAUCAUCAGUUCGGGGUCUCAGUGAGCUAAGAAGGAUCACACAUGGUGACUCAGGACUAGAGAUUCUUCCCGUAAAUGAGUUGUGUUGCCUGAGAUAUUUUGAAGAUCCUAGUCUUUCUGAUUGUAGACAAAUGAAUCAAGCUGCGCAUCCUAUUUGGCGCCUUACUUUAUUUAAGAGAACUAUUUAUGACUGGCUGAAGUGUCUUUUGGUGCUCAUCCCUUUGAUGAGCACCCUAAGCUCAUCAGAUUUGGAUCAUCCAUAUCUCAUGAAAUCUGGACCAAAACGAGAUAUGGAUAAUCCAGAUUUGAUAAGUUUAGGAUGCUUAUCAAGGUGA
Molecule: messenger RNA, 2226 nt
Organism: Neltuma alba
Lineage: Eukaryota; Viridiplantae; Streptophyta; Magnoliopsida; Fabales; Fabaceae
Product: TMV resistance protein N-like
Exons: 5
Coding region: 1-2226 (741 amino acids)
Biological process (GO): defense response; signal transduction
Molecular function (GO): ADP binding
Source: RefSeq, a predicted model, not a curated record